CCUGUCCGGCCAGUCCCGCCUUGCGCGCCCAUUUCGAGCCCGAGUUUCAAGCUCCACUUUGCAGGCUCGGGAACCCGGAACAGAUUUUCCAGGACUGGGUUCUUGGGCAGUGGCCAUGGGGGCAGGAAUGGCGCAGCUCGAGGGUUACUACUUCUCGGCUACCCUGAGCUUUACCUUUUCAGUGUCCUGUCUCCUCUUCUCCGCCUUCACUCGGGCGCUGCGAGAGCCCUACAUGGACGAGAUCUUCCACCUGCCGCAGGCGCAGCGCUACUGUGAGGGCCAUUUCUCCCUCUCGCAGUGGGAUCCCAUGAUUACUACAUUACCUGGCUUAUACCUACUGUCAGUUGGAGUGGUCAAACCUGUCAGUUGGAUCUUUGGAUGGUCUGAACAUAUUGUGUGCUCCAUUGGAAUGCUCAGAUUUGUUAAUCUUCUCUUCAGCGUAGGCAACUUCUAUUUACUCUAUUUGCUUUUCCGCAAGGUACAACCCAGACACAAGGCUGCCUCAAGUAUCCAGAGAAUCUUGUCAACAUUAACAUUAGCAAUAUUUCCCACACUCUAUUUUUUUAACUUCCUCUAUUAUACAGAAGCAGGAUCCAUGUUUUUUACUCUUUUUGCCUAUUUGAUGUGUCUUUAUGGAAAUCAUAAAACUUCAGCUUUGCUUGGGUUUUGUGGCUUCAUGUUUCGUCAAACUAAUAUCAUCUGGGCUGUCUUCUGCGCAGGAAAUGUCAUUGCACAAAAAUUAACUGAAGCUUGGAAAACUGAGCUACAAAAGAAGAAGGAAGAGAGGCUUCCCCCUCUUAAAGGACCAUUUUCAGAAUUCAGGAAAAUUCUUCAAUUUCUUUUGGCUUAUUCCAUGUCCUUUAAGAACUUGAGUAUGCUUUUCCUUUUGACGUGGCCGUACAUCCUUCUAGUGUUUCUGUUUUGUGUUUUUGUAGUUGUUAAUGGUGGAAUUGUUAUUGGCGAUCGAAGUAGUCAUGAAGCCUGUCUUCAUUUUCCUCAACUCUUCUACUUUUUCUCUUUUACUCUCUUUUUUUCGUUUCCUCACCUAUUGUCUCCUGGCAAAAUUAGGGCUUUUCUUUCCUUAGUUUGGAAACGUAGAGUUCAGUUUUUUGUGAUCACUUUAAUCUCUCUAUUUUUAGUUUGGAAAUUCACUUAUGCUCAUAAAUACUUGCUGGCAGAUAAUAGACAUUAUACAUUCUAUAUAUGGAAAAGAAUUUUUCAGAGAUAUGAAAUUAUGAAAUACUUGUUAGUUCCAAUAUAUAUAUUUGCUGGUUGGAGUAUAGCUGACUCCUUGAAAUCAAAGUCAAUUUUCUGGAAUUUAAUGUUUUUCAUAUGCUUGUUUACUGUUACAGUACCUCAGAAACUGCUAGAAUUUCGUUAUUUCAUUUUACCUUAUGUUAUUUAUAGGCUUAACAUACCUCUGCCUCCUAUAUCUAGACUUGUUUGUGAACUGGGCUGCUAUCUAAUUGUUAAUUUCCUAACGUUUUAUGUCUUCCUGAACAAGACUUUUCAGUGGCCAAAUAGUCAGGACAUUCAGAGGUUUAUGUGGUAAUGUCCGAGGUAUCUUGAGUUCUAAAAACAGACUAUAUUUAGACUCUCUCCACAAUGAACAAUUGAAGAGGUAAAAAAUAUGGGCUUUGUUUUAGGCACAGUGAUGAUCUACAGAUCACACCAGAUUUUUUUUGUGUUUUAAACAUACAUAAUAAACCCAAGGAAGUGAUAGAGAACUGAGAAAAGUUUAAGACUUGCUCCAUGAGCCUGAAUAAUGGAAAAUGAAAUUGUUUACAAUUAUUUCAGGAUAUCUCUUUGAUACUGCUGACUACUCAGAAAGCUUGAAAACAUUUUACAGGUACAAGUUUAAGAAAACUGAGCUUUGUAGUACUGAAACUUAUUUACGAGUUCUCUUCAGAAACCAAUAGCAGAAAAGUAUUUGAAAAACAUUUACACAUGAUCAGGUAAUGUUCUGGUCUGAAAAAUUACUCAACAUUUCAGUAAUUAUAAUUUUAAUCAUAAGGCAAAAUAGACUCAGUAAAUGUUAUAAAUUAGAGGCUCAUCUAUGUUUAUCUUGGAAUUAAGUUGUUGAUUUUUGUUAAAAAUCUAGAAAUUAUCAAGCCCUUUCACUAAUUCUUUUU
Molecule: messenger RNA, 2132 nt
Organism: Suricata suricatta (meerkat)
Lineage: Eukaryota; Metazoa; Chordata; Mammalia; Carnivora; Herpestidae
Product: dol-P-Glc:Glc(2)Man(9)GlcNAc(2)-PP-Dol alpha-1,2-glucosyltransferase
Exons: 3
Coding region: 116-1552 (478 amino acids)
Biological process (GO): dolichol-linked oligosaccharide biosynthetic process; protein N-linked glycosylation
Cellular component (GO): endoplasmic reticulum
Molecular function (GO): dolichyl pyrophosphate Glc2Man9GlcNAc2 alpha-1,2-glucosyltransferase activity
Source: RefSeq, a predicted model, not a curated record